This is a messenger RNA of Chlamydomonas reinhardtii, 1918 nucleotides long. RefSeq lists its product as uncharacterized. The record is from RefSeq and is a predicted model, not a curated record. NCBI's taxonomy places the organism in Eukaryota, Viridiplantae, Chlorophyta, Chlorophyceae, Chlamydomonadales, Chlamydomonadaceae. Bases 132 to 1754 code for a protein of 540 amino acids. The transcript is spliced from 12 exons.
GCCCUGACAAAAGCAUACUCCCUGUCGUCUACUCGAGAACCGCAAACAUCAAGUUACAAGCGACUGUUGCUCGCGCGAAGUGCUUUACCUGCAGCAGCGUACAUAGGUAUUAGCCACCACCUUUAGCGAGUAUGCAUGGAAAGCUUCCGUCUGGGCUCCGAACACUAGGCGCCCGCUCGCGUCCAGCGCUCCGGACCGCAACCCAGCCUUCAGCAUCUCCAGCAGUCGCGCUGCGUGGAGUUGUGUUUGAGUCGGGACGCAUGCACGUGCGCUCCGCCGCCACCGCCGGCAACCCGGUCGGGGCCUCCUCCGACGACGACCCCAACAACGCCUUCAUCGACAAGUCGCUGACGGUGCAGGGCGCGGCGGAGGGGCCGCUCAAGGGGCUGACCUUCGCUGUGAAGGACCUGUUCGAUGUGGCCGGGCAUCGCACCGGCUUUGGCAACCCGGUGUGGCUGGACACACACCCGCCCGCCACACGCACCGCGCCCGCCGUCCAGGCGCUGCUGGACGCGGGCGCAACGCUGCGCGGCAAGACCCACAUGGACGAAUUGGCCUACUCCCUGAACGGCGAGAACGUGCACUACGGCACGCCACGCAACCCCGCGGCGCCCGGCCGCAUUCCCGGCGGCUCCUCCUCCGGCUCGGCGGUGGCGGCGGCGGCGGGCGACGUGCCCCUGGCCUUGGGCAGCGACACAGGCGGCUCGGUGCGCGUGCCGGCAGCCUACUGCGGGCUGUUUGGGAUCCGGCCGACAUGGGGCCGCACCAACCUGGAGGGAGCGCGGCCGCUGGCGCCGUCGUUUGACACCGCCGGAUGCCCAGCGCAGCAAGUGGCGGUGGCGGCGGGGGAUGUAGACAUUGGUUUGGGCACUGACACGGGUGGCUCCAUCCGGGUGCCCGCCUCCUUCUGUGGGCUGCUGGCGCUGAGGCCCACCUGGGGCCGGGUCAGCUCAGAGGCCACCACCGCCCUCGCGCCGUCCUUCACCACGCCUGCUUGGUUCGCUCGCGACGCGGCGACGCUGCGUGCCGCCGGGUCUGUGCUGCUGGACCCGGCAUCCCGGGCGCCCGGCUCGCCACGCCUCACCCGGUGGCUGGUGGCGCGUGACGCCUUCGGGCUGGCCGACCCGCCCACAGAGAAGGCCAUCUACGACGCCAUGUCGGCGGAUUUCAGCAAGGUGGUGGCGCUGCUGGGUGAGCCCACGGAGGUGGACGUGGCGGCGCCGCUGGCAGGGCAGGGCCUGGGGCAGUACGUGGACUGGAUGGGCGUGUUCCGCGUGUGCCAGGGCUUUGAGGUGUGGCGCGAGCACGGCGCCUGGGUGACGGAGCACAACCCCGCCUUCGGCCCGGGCAUCAAGGACCGCUUCAUCAUGGCGUCCCGCAUCACGCAGGAGCAGGUGGACGCCGCGAACGUGAAGCGGGCGCUCAUUCGCUCCCACCUGCUGACGCUGUUGGGGUCCGACGGCGUGUUGGCGCUGCCCACCACGCCGGGGCCCGCACCGCUCGUCAACACGCCACCGGCCGAGCUGGACGCGUGGCGCACGCGCCUCAUCAGCCUCACCUCCAUUGCCGGUCUGGCAGGACUGCCGCAGGUGAACCUGCCCAUCGCGUCCGUGGACGGCCUGCCAGUGGGCCUGGGCCUCAUCGGGCCCCCGGGCAGCGACGAGGCGCUGCUGGAGCUGGCGGAGCAGCUCAUGGGCGUGCUGCCGCACUGGCAGGCGCGCGACCCAUGGCAGCCCAGGCAGGAGAAGAAGUGAGGCGGAGGACAGUGAUUGCUGCUGGGGGCUAGAGCAUGGGUUGAAGGUGGAUGGGGCGCGUGUUGAGGCUGGAUGGGGCGUGUGUUCGUGAUGGAACAUGGCAAGGGGCAGGAAAGCGUAGUCCCGAUGUGUGUGGCUCCCACCCGUGCCCACAUAAAUGCGUA